AUAUUUGUGUUCUGGAGUCUAGACUUCUGCUCUGAUGAGCAGUGGUGAGUGGUGAGUGGUGAGUGGUGAGUGACGAGUGAACAGAACAGCCUUACUCAACUCAGCCUCCCCAUUCCGCCAGUCCAGAGUCCCGGCCCAGAUGCUUACAAAUCAGUAGAAAAACCCAAAAAACCAACCAAAAAGGCCUCUUGUAAGUUGUGUGUGUGUGUGAGAGAGAGAGAGAGAGAGAGAGAGAGAGAGAAUGAUUAGUAAUAUUUAGCGGAAGCCAGCCAGUUUCGCUUUUGGAGAACGAAAGAACUCAUCUCUCAGUCUCUCACCUCAUCUAAAUAAGAGUAGAUGUGAAGAAGAACCCACCCGAAGUUGCAGGGAAAGAGAAUAGUUUUUUGAUUUACUCUGUAUACGAGCGGAAGAGAGACACAGGUCUGUGAAAUACUCAGAAACUUCGUCGGCAGCAGGGGCAGCAGGAGUGGAAGGAGAAGAAGAUAGCAGGGUUGUUAUUUCUCUUUCUCUGUGUGUGUGGUGGAAGCUUAAUCCACGAUUUCUGUAGAAAAAGUCAGUGGCAGAAGCAACAGCAGUAACAGUAGCAGCAGCAGCGACAGAAUCUGUAGUGAACCCGCAGUUGUGGCUACUACACGAAGGUUCCCUUCAGAUUCUGGAGCUUUCGCAGACUGGGUAGCUUCAUCUUCCUCCGCUGCCGGCCGUGCAGAUGAUCUCUCCCUCGGCUUCAAUGCACUACCUACAGGUGGUGGAGGUGCCCCAAGCGCCACCGUUACUACCCCUACAGCCGCUUCUGCGUGGCCGAGGCACCAAAUUAAUUACGGUCUCUCACCAGAGAUGGGCAUGGUGGGUCUUCGUGAUGUAUUCCUCGUCGCUCCGGCAUCGUCGUUUCAUCACAACUCACAGCAUCAAGACCCAACAAUCAUCUCCGAUCACUAUCACCACCAUCACCACCAGAUUAGCAAUUCCAACCCCGCAACCGCUCUUGGCGUCGGCGUAAUACCUCUUCUCUCCACCUCCCCUUGUCUCGCUUCUUCUGGCAACGUCGGAAUCGAUAACGACGACGAUAAUCAUAACAACAUCAACAUCAAUACUCGUAGUAAAAUUCAGUUGUGGCAGAAUCAGCAGAGUAACUUCCUCAAGAAUUCUGCUAAUUUCCUCAACACCGGAUGCGGUGGUGUUGGUACUACUGGUGACGCAACCAGUAGCGGCGGCGGUGGAGUUGGGAUUACGGGCACAUCUUCAUCGUCAACUACUACAUGUCAGGAUUGUGGAAACCAAGCCAAGAAGGACUGCAACCACCGCCGGUGUAGGACUUGUUGCAAGAGUCGGGGUUUUGAUUGCGCAACUCACGUGAAGAGCACGUGGGUCCCAGCAUCUCGCCGGCGUGAGCGUCAGUUAUCGGCUGCGGCCGUAGCAGCCGCCGCAGGUUCUUCUGGGUCUACUUCAGGCGUCAAGAAGCCCAGACUCAUUGCUUCACAGACCACCACAACUUCACAUACCUCUACAUCCAAUAACACUCCUCCACGAAGCUUUGAUACUAGCUCAAGCCAUCAAGAUGCGAGUUUUAGGGAGGCAUUGCCGGGGCAGAUACGGGCGCCUGCAGUGUUCAAGUGCGUGCGGGUAACUGCCAUUGAUGAUGGUGACGAUGAAUAUGCUUACCAGGCUGUAGUGAAGAUUGGUGGGCAUGUGUUUAAAGGGUUCUUAUAUGAUCAGGGAGUAGAAGGGAGAGAUGGGUUUCCUAAUCUUUCUGAGUUACACUUAGGGGGUGGUGGGGGUGAAAGGAAUGGUGGUGGUUCUUCUUCGCCAAUUAUUGAUCCUUCGGAUGUUUAUGCGGUGGCCUCUGCAGGUGGUGGUGGAGGAAUGCUUGGAGGUACGGCUUAUGGUAACCCAGUAAAUUGAGGGCUUAGAGGGGAAUACAACAAUGUUAGUCUGGUUUUCUCCCUUGUCCAAAUGAUUAUUCAAUAUUGCCUCAGCGGAUUGUCAUUAGUAUUGUUAUUAUUCUUGUUUUUUGUGUUUAUCCAAACAUUUGUAUCUCUAUUGAUUCUCAAAAGUUUCUUCACUACUGAAUAUCUUCUUCUUCUUUUUUA
Macadamia integrifolia is the source of this 2087-nucleotide messenger RNA. Its product is annotated as protein LATERAL ROOT PRIMORDIUM 1-like. Bases 835 to 1899 code for a protein of 354 amino acids. Lineage: Eukaryota; Viridiplantae; Streptophyta; Magnoliopsida; Proteales; Proteaceae. Gene Ontology annotation, cellular component: nucleus. Gene Ontology annotation, molecular function: DNA binding; DNA-binding transcription factor activity. Gene Ontology annotation, biological process: positive regulation of DNA-templated transcription. The transcript is spliced from 3 exons. The record is from RefSeq and is a predicted model, not a curated record.